Molecule: messenger RNA, 588 nt
Organism: Penicillium paradoxum
Lineage: Eukaryota; Fungi; Ascomycota; Eurotiomycetes; Eurotiales; Aspergillaceae
Exons: 1
Coding region: 1-588 (195 amino acids)
Source: RefSeq, a predicted model, not a curated record
AUGUCAAGCAACCGCCCCUUCCUCUCAAACUUCCUGGCCGCUUUCCGUGCCCAAUCCACCUACAAGGCCACCACUCAGCAAGUCGGCACAUCCACCAUCUCCUCCACCCAGAUCUCCCAGAACGCCCGCACCAUUGCAACAAAAGCUGCCAACGCCGCCCAGGGCUCGUCAGCAUCCGCAUCAGCAUCAAGCUCUACACCCCAUCACGCCCACACCCACAACCACCACACCCACUCAUCUCCAACAUCCUCAUCCACCUCAUCUCCAACGUCCGGAUCAGCAUCUGGACCAGUCCAAGGCCCAAGCCCUGCCCCCGCUCACCACUAUCACCACGACCAAGCCUCCUCGCCACCAACGUCAACCCCCAUCCCCAUCAACCGGAGCUCUGCAGAUCGCCAGCGCCGCGGAAGUGAUUCCUCCAGCGGCUCGGGCGGGUUCCGCGAUGCCAUCGGCCCCGAAAAGUGGUAUAUCGGCGGUCGGACGCCGGCCGGUGAAGAACGCUUUUAUCGUCUCGGUAUGGUUACCAAAGGUGGGGGGCGGCUUGGCGGGAGUGGGCGGGUGGGGAGUAUCGAUCAGUUAAGUCUGUAA